This is a messenger RNA of Lodderomyces parapsilosis, 8265 nucleotides long. RefSeq lists its product as uncharacterized. Bases 1 to 8265 code for a protein of 2754 amino acids. The transcript has a single exon. Lineage: Eukaryota; Fungi; Ascomycota; Pichiomycetes; Serinales; Debaryomycetaceae. The record is from RefSeq and is a predicted model, not a curated record.
AUGGCGGGUGUCUACGGAAUUUUAUUUAUGCUUGCUGCAGCAUAUGCCGUGGUAUUAUACUUAGUUAAUCUAGUACCACAUGUCUCCAUCAAAUACGUCGGCAUCCUUUCUUUAAGAGGUGUAACGAUAAAAUUCAAAACAACCACCGUCUAUAUUGGAAAAAUUGCUCUUCAGAUUAAUGCAUUUGGACCAAGGGAUGAAUCGUUGAAAUGGCUAUCGCUCAUAUUGGCCGACGUCAAUAUUACCUGUUUAAAAGAUCAUCAAUCAAGAAAGAAUAAAUCAGAAUCUACAAAGAAACAAACCACCACACCCUGGCAUGAUAAAUCUAUUAAAAGCCGGCUUCAAUUUCAUGUGCCAACCAUGAUCUACAACUAUUUAUUGCGAACAGAGCUCAUCAAUAAGGUCAAUUUCAUUAUUGUCAGAGCCUCGGUUUACCACCAAAGCACGCACGAGCAUUUUUGUGCAUCCUUGGAGUUUACAAGAUUGGAGGCAAGGAUUUCCAAAUGUCAUAACCUUAGAGUUACUGCCACUUUAUUCAAUGGAUUGAUAUUUGAAAACGAAAACAAGGACAAUAAACUUGAUUUGUUUCGAAAUGUGGAAUUUUACGUUGAUUGUGUAAUUAUCACCGCAUGUGAUGUGGAACGAGCCAAUAAAAUUAGGAUUAAUUUUGAGGAGUUUAGAACAUCCUUGUCAAUUGGAAGACUAAACAUUCCCAUGGAGUAUAUUCGGUCAACAAAUAGACAACAGAAAAGCGCGAAAACUGAAUCAACGAGAGAACCAUCAACCCCUGUUGAAGAUGAUUCUGCGAAACAAGUUACAAAUGUGAUUCAAUAUAAGCAUUUGUUACAAGACUUGUUGUCAUUGUACUCGCUAACAGAGAUCCGGCUCGAGGAUUUCACAUUGUCCUACAAAUCCGUCUCCCUCAAUCUUUCAAAUUUUGUCUUUUCGUUGGAAAAGGUUGUUAGACCCACAACGACCUCGACAUUAAAACUACAACUUUAUGUGACAUCGUUUAAGUUUUAUCACUUGGAAACAAAAUGCAUAGAAUUGCCAUCGGGAACGGUUUCUUACGAAGUGUGCCCCAUGGAAAUUCUCAGGGUUUCUCAAGUGUUGCUCGACCUUGAUGAAAAAUCACACCAACGAAUAAAUUUUGACUUUGCCAUAACAUUGACCAACCCAGUUUUUGAUGUCUACUACGAUCAAGAAGAUAUAUUGUUUGGAUUGCUUCGAGAUAAGAUGAUGCGUAAACGUAUGAAUAAAAUGAGAACAGCUGCCGGUGUGCAUCGAAAAGAAGAAGCAAUGAAGAAGUUGACACUUGCUUCAAAAAUGUUAAAAGACAUAUCAACAAAGAUUGUGAUUGUUGAUACUGUAGUAAAUGUGCACUUGCCACGAAUAGGACUGACUAGGGACGAUGUUUUCAAUCGUCAUUCUAAUUCCAACACCAAAGUGACCUUUGCUGUAACCGAUCUAACACACAAGGUAUUUACUAAAUCACAAAUGAAAAUUGUCAAGGGAAGCGGGAAAACACAGAAGCACACUAUCAAUUCGUUUCUCAAGAUCAAAAAUCUCAAAGGUGAAGCAGAUGGUAAUUUGGCUCAAUUCACAAAAGUCAAUUUGCUUCUCGCAUAUGAUUUGGAUCGCUUGAAAUUGGCCAUUAGAUUGUCAAGCAAAGCAAUAAAUUUCAGAUCCGUCAAUGAUAUUUUCUUCUACUUGGUGAGACAGUUCCGCAACCGUCAACGGAUCUACUUCAACAAGAAAUUCGUAGAGUGGAUGAAAUCUUUUGAAAGAAACGGUGCACCUGAUCAACCAAACAAAGCUGAACGUUUAUCAUAUGGUGACUUAAAUAACCCGAUUGGUGAAAACCAAGAAGAUGAGCUUAUCAAGAUUUUCAAAGUAUUACCACCAUACGUAUCCUCAAUCAAGGUUGAUUUAUCGUCUUUGACAUUCGACAUAAAAAGUAAGGAAGAGUUACCGAGUCAAAAAAUCUAUGACUACCGGAUUGGAAAGGAAAUCGAUUUGAAAGAUUAUCGACGUGGUAUUUCACUAAAAUUGGCUGACCUUUCUGCCAUCUAUAAACUUUCGCGUGAAGAGGUUCAAAUUUCGAUCGGUUUAGUGCAAGCUGCCACACUCAGUGAGUAUGCCCAGGAGUACUUGAUUUCGAACGACAAGGUUGAUGAGUCACAAACGAGUGAUUCCGACUUUGAUGAUGUGUCAACUAUAAACUCCUUGGAUUCAACGCCCACAGAUACCAAUGCUUACGACUCAGAUGGCUUAGGCAACACCGAUACUUAUGGUGUGAACAAUGUUCUUGCAAUCAAGAAUAUCAAUAUUGUUAAUGAAACGUCCAAAUCGGAGGAUAGAGAUCCUAACAAACUCAUAUUAACAGUUCCCGAAGUCGAUGGACACAUUGACACAUUUUUCCUUUGGUGCAUUUUCUACGCCAAGACCUUGCUUCAAAGAUUUGCCCCCACCGUCGAGUCGAAUUGCACAAAGGAGCAAAUAAAGCAAAUCACUGGUCCGAAGAAGAAACUCAAGCUUGAUGUAUUGUUGGAGUCUGUAACCAUUUCGGUGAAGCUUCCACACAAUGUGGACGUGCUUAUUGAAUUUGACCGUUCAAGGCUACAAAAUGUUUUUGUUUUGAAAAACGCUGAUGUUAAGAAUAUUCGAAUGUACGUGGUUCAUCCAAGCACAAAAUUGUGGGCAAGAAUAGUAGUGAUCAAAGAGGCCAAUUUUAGCAUUGAUGUGUCCAAAACCUUACAUGAAGCUUCAUUUGAAUUGCAAACAAAAUCCAUUUUGUUCAAUGUGCCAAACAAAUUUGCUAUUUAUACUGUCAUUGACAAUACCAUUUCUCUCGUCAAAGCGAUAAAACAAUUGCUGCAUAAUUUCAAGCAUUUCAACUAUGGCAUUGACAACUUCGAGCGCGUGUACCCUGUGGCAAAGGAUGCGAUGGUGUUUCCUCAUGUUAGGAUCAAGACAUCAGUAUUGGGUCUCACACUUGAAAAUGAUCCAUUUGAAAACGAAUUGGCAAUGAUUUAUGAAUUGGGUACAAUUGAGCAACGUGUGAGAAGGAGAAAAUUGGAGGCGUUUGAAGCAAAAUGUCAGGAAAUCAGAGCCAACGUACAACCUGAUAUCGAGGAACAAAUAGAGUUGACUGAUUUGCCAAGUCCCGCAUUGGGUGGUCGCAAGGGGCUGUCUAAAAAGGGUUCCGCCUCUACUAAGCAAAAGAUGCAAAGUCCUUUGAGAAAUGAGGCGACGUAUCAUGAAGAUUCCACGUCAAACGAGCCGAGGUCAAGUAACGAAAGUGGAAGAACAAAAUUCAGAGGCACUUUCUUAAAGAUGAGGCGUAACCAUUCUCAUCGUAAGCAUCCCAAUGGAGCUCCAAUCGAAUCAGACGUGGAGAACGAUACUAAACCAAAAUUGACGAAAGCUCAAGCUGAAGAGGAAAUCAAGCAAGCUAAGGAGAGAUUAGAUCACAACUUUUCACUCUCAUGGAUGAGAAAGUUUAAAGCUUUCAAAGACGUACGUAACAAGAAUUGGAAGGAAAGAAGAGAAGAAGUUUGGGGUCAGGAUGAUCCAACAGAUAUUAUGAAGUCUAAAUAUGACAUUGUCGAGUAUGCUGAUGGGCCUACUUUGACUGCGGCGUUGUUUCAGGAUGUGGACUUGACAUUGGAUAAGUUCAAAGGGGGAGAUAUUGACGAGUUUUUGUACAAGUAUGCAAAGAAACAACCGAAACAAAAAUACUCAAUCUUGGUUCCUUUGUAUAUUGAUUUAACGGCAAGGAAUUUCCACAUGCUUUUGAAAGACUAUCCUUUACCUUUGGCGUCAUUUCCUACAAACAGCAACCCACAAGUUCCUACUGUUCAUAUCAAAACAAACCUCGUGGUAAAUGAAAAUCUAUAUCACAGAAAGGAAGAGUUACGUUACAUUUAUGUCCCAUUCUCAUGGGCUGUAUUUGAUAACGGGGUAUCAGACAAUUUCUACUCUGUCUAUAUCCCCAGGACCUUGACAACAGUCAAAUUUGCCGCCGAUUUUCAGUGUAAUUUAAACACUGAUCGUGCUUGUAUUGUGGGGUGGUCCAAAUCGUACCAACCUGCAUUGAGCACUAUGGGCCAAGCAUUUGAGAACUUUUCUAAACCCGCAAUUGACGAUAGUCCAAUUGGUAUUUGGGAUAAAUUACCAUUAAUGAUGCAUGGUAAGUACAAGUUCAACAUUGCGAAUGAGCUUUGCUUGCAUAUGAAGAGUGGUAGAUCUCCAUACAAGUUGGUAGGGUUAAACUCGGGGUUUGUUUUCAAUUGGAAAAAUAAUGUCGAUUUAACCAUUGAUGGAACAAUCGAUCCUAAGAGAUUGGUUGUGAUUACAAGUGAUGAUUUUUUGUUUGCUGUUCCAAAUUAUUCAGUGCACGAAAAGCAUACAUGGAGUUUAUAUUACGAUGGUCAUGCUGAUUUUGCACCAACCAGCGACCCCGAGGGAAAGAAGUACCACAAAAGAGUCAUUAGGCUUAGCUCCAAUGAUAGGGUCGAGUGGUGUUUGGGAAUGAUGUUUGAAAGGAAUAAGCAUUUUUCGCAUAGACUUUCAGACCAAGAGGAAAGGACUUCAGAGUUUUUACCUCAUUAUAAAGUCCAAAUCACCAAUCCUGCUAACGAAUAUCACCCUGAUUCUUACGAUGGGUAUAGAGCUGACUAUGUUCAUAUGGCAUUAUCUGUCAUCUCAAAGUCCCAUAACGGUCAAGCAUUCAACGCAGCAUUCUUAACUCCGUUGGCUUUCCAUCAUUUCUUCUACUGGUGGGACACAGUGGCCCACUACUCACCAACACCCGUGAGACUGGGGAAACUAUUCACGAAUGGAGGAAAGAAGCCCAAGAUCAAAUUGAGUCCUCACUUGUUUACUGUCAAGUAUCAAAUGAUUUUUAACCCUGUGACCAUUUCGCACUUGUACAUUCAUUCAAGUAACGAGUUACACGGGAAAAAGAAUAGGGUUGCGUUUACUGGGUUGAAGGGUAAGUUUGACGUUUGUGAAAUAGAUUUGCACCAAAGGAAGGAGUUGUUGACAUAUGUCAACCAGAAGUUGAACAAACGCACUCAAGUGAAGCACUUGAAAAUGAAUCAAGCUGAGAUCAAUGUUGAAAGAGCUGACGUGAGGAUUUUGAAUGCCUUGUUUCCUGAUCAAUCAGUGAGUGGACGUUUAUUGUCGUACUUGACAGGCGACAAUUCUUCUGAUAACCUGGGAAGUCAUCAUCAUGGGCCAAUGCAUUCGUCAAAGUUUUCAAAAUGGAUUGAGAGUGUGGAGGUACCCGAUGGAGAUCUAUCAUGGGUGGACCCAGAAGACUUUAUUGAGUUGGAUGUGAAUGAGCCGUUAUCGGCAUACCCAAAGAUUAAGAUUUUCCCGUUUUUUGCUACUCCAAAACUCAGCUAUUUCAGGGAGUUUACAUUACGUGAAGAUGGACCGUAUCCCUUUGGGAAUGAGACUAUACACAAUUGCUUGAUGGAUACCGAAAAACCUAGUGGUGUCCAAUCUCGUAUUUUGUCAAAGCGUGUUGAAACCCUUAAGCGUGAGUUAUCGAGGAAGCAACAUGAGCUCAGCCGUAUGAAAUCUCAAACUCAAUCCGAUCAGAAUUUGCGAGACGUGGAGAUCGAUAUUCAACUAUUGCAAGAUAAAAUUGAUGUCAUUGAUGAGGCACACAAGAAUUUCACCGAGGAAGAUUUGAAAAUGACCAACAAUUUUGAUGAUCCAGAUAAUCUCACAGCAUUACUGAAACAACAAUCUGGCUUAUCGGCUUACUCUAGUCACAGGGACAAAAGUGAUCUUGUUGAGGCAGCUAAUUUUGUAGCGAUUGCCGAGUUUCAUAAUCGGUUUAUUGUGCACAAUUUACAAAUGAAAUGGGAUGAUGAUAUAAAGGUGUACUUUGAAAGCUAUUUGGAAAGAAUUGGUGACAGAAGGGAUCAUGUUUACUACAUGACCAGAAUGGCAAUUGAUCUUGUUCAGAAUGUUAUAAGUGAAGGGGAAAAAGUUGAAUCAGAUGACUUAAAUUUUACAGAUCGAACUUUUACUAAUUUCAAAGGCGGAAUCGAAGCGAUGGAGGGAUUUACAGAAGCUUUGGAUGUGGUUCAAAAUCCAGAUGUCGAGGAAGCGGAGCACAAGUAUUUGAUCAAAUUGAUCCACCCACAAAUACAAAUGAUUAGCAAAAAAGCACCUGACACCACUGUUAUUGUCACUUCUAGAGAUUUGGAUAUCAAAAUCGUCGACAUUAAUCAGAAGGAUUUGGUGAACGUUUUAACAGAUAGUUCGGACACGACUGCGAAAGUUGAGUCAAGAAUUGGGGUUUUAUUUAGAGAGGAGCAGAUUUUCGUUGUGUCUAAGGAUGACUUGUCACACUCGGACUUGAGAUCAAAGUUUGCUAAAGGAGGGUACAUGAAUGCAACUUCUAGUUGGCCACCAUGGUUUGAAUGUGAAGUAUGUUAUAGAGGAGCAUGGGCACAAGAAUACCUUGUUGCCGAGAGAAAUACCGUGGCCCUUGUUUACAAAAAGCCCAAUAAUUUGUUCCUCAAUGCAAAGAACUUACAACGUCACAACGAAGUUGUUGUUUUCAUCAACAAGUAUGUGGUAAAUGCUACGUCUUCUCAAUAUUCAAGCAUUUUUUACGUUGUUACAGAGUUGUUACUCUCAGGAGAUAAAAAGGAUAGCCUCCAGUCCAAAUUGUCGAAAGUUGUUUCGCUUACUGAUGCAAGUGACUUUAAAGGAUUGGAUACUAAAGUGAAGAAUUUACAAACCACAAUAAGAGAAUUUAAUGACUUGGUUCUAACAUUCCAUCAACGAGGUGCAACCUUGAACGAAACAGAGCAAAAACAUUUGCAGAUUAUUGAAUUGGAGAUGGAGAAGCUGAAGUUGGAGUUGAUUUUGAUUAUGAAGCUAUUGGGCACUAGGAACAAAUCCAAAUCAAAAGAAACAACCAAGUUUUGGCAUAUUUUAACCGACCAAGUGAUUUGGCACUUCCUUACUGAUGACAGACAGCCAUUUAUAGAUAUUGCAUGCACGGGAAUAGUGUUUUCGCGUGUUGAAUCCAUUGACGGAGCUAAUCAUAACGACUUUGAAAUCAAAAUGAUGCAAGGGUUCAACCUACAGGAGAAUAGCCAAUUCCCCAUUCUUUUGUCGCCAUUGUUACCAAAGGGCGCUUCAGAGUUUAAUGAUGAAGGGAAACCAAUUAUUAAAAUGACAUGGGAUCUUCUGGCGUUGGUCGGGGGUAUACCAAUCAUUAAACAUGCAAAGUUGGAUGUUCUUCCAUUGCGAUUCGAAUUGGAUUACUCAACAGCGAAAUUGCUCCAGUCAUAUUUGUUUCCCAAGGAUGACGAUCUGGAACUCGAUGAUAGUGACGACUCUGAUGACUCUAGUGAUUUCUCAUCUUCGGAUGAAACUUACAAUGAUGCGUCAGAACAGUCCUCAUUGAUGACAAACGAAACGACGCAUUCGAAAAGCCCAUGGAGAAAGUUUUUAUCCAAGCGCAAGCCAUUGACUCCGAAGAUCAACUCGGAGAGAGGUAUGGAUACUCCGUUCAAUGGUGGUACUUCCAGUCCGGCUAGCUCAACCCAAGGCUCUCAUGAAUCCCAUUUGUUCAGCUCUCAAAAUUCGGCAUUACUUCGAAGGAAAGACAAGACGACAAGCACCAAGAUCACAAAACCGGGUAAAUACAAUUCCAAUAAUGAUGUCUUGGACGACGAGAUUGAGACCUUGAUUGCACGUUCAUUGAAAUUCAAAUCCAUAAUUGAUGUUGAGAUUUCCAACUUUGAUUUAAUGGUGAGUUUCCUGGGUCCAAAGAGUUUACACUUGUUGAACGUGAACCAGUUGGUGUUAUCGAUUCCAACUUUACAAUAUCAGUACAAGAUUUGGUCGGGCGAGGAUUUUACAGAUCGAUUGAAGAAGGAUAUCAUAAAGGUCAUUUUGCAACAUACGGGUAAAAUUUUGGGUAACAAAUUCCAGUACAAGAAGAAAAUGACAAGCUCCAAACCGUUGAAGCAGAUUUCAAGUUAUGAGGGGUUUAUGACCUUGGAAGAUCUACAAGAUCUGGGCAAUCAAGAUGAUGGAAUACAUCUUACACCAGAAACUUCAAGGGUUCGUCAUAGUAACCACGUUCGAAGUAACCAUCAUGUUGUCAGGCAUGGCCCUGCUAACGAGGAAACGUAUAAAGCAUACUUGGCCGGCGACAGAAAUUUAGAGAAUGUUGUUUCUAACGCCAGUGAAGACAAAGUUGAAGGUGACGUAGAUGCGCCCUGA